Molecule: messenger RNA, 1218 nt
Organism: Didymella exigua CBS 183.55
Lineage: Eukaryota; Fungi; Ascomycota; Dothideomycetes; Pleosporales; Didymellaceae
Exons: 2
Coding region: 307-1086 (259 amino acids)
Source: RefSeq, a predicted model, not a curated record
CAACCUCAAGGCUCACGGGUCCUCGACACACUGCGCAAUCAGACAGCUGGCAUCCCUUCCAGAAGUCAUUCACUAGCUGUACGACGAACGCUGCUGCAUUACUCCAUGAUCUCUUACCCCGACUUCUGACCUCGUGGACUUUCUCACAGCAAUCUAUCCGCAACUUGCUCCCCGCAUUCCUGCACUCGUUGUCUAGCAACCAACCGCAACAUCGAACCGAAUUGCGAGCAUAACGAACCAAGGCUCCGGGAAUUGAUUUCCAACACACCGCCAUCUAGCGAAUCUAUCCAGAAUUAAUCGUACAUCAUGUCUCUCGCCCGCGCCAUGACCAAGCGUAUGAAGCGCACCGUCGCGCCCGAGGACGCCAUGCCCUCCCGCAGCAAGAGCGCCAGGAACCCAACACUGCACAUCGACCGCGCCCAGAUCUCGCUGCCCGUGGCCCUGCUCUCGUCAACAAACACGCUCGUCUACGAUGCCCCGGACCUGGCCACCACCAGCAUCUCGGGCCGCUCGCGCGCGUCCUCGCAUGGCAGCCGCGACACCCAGACAGACGCCUCGUCCGUCGAGUCGUCGCCCACCUCGCCAGCACCCAACCAUCUCUCCGGCUACUUCCCAUCGCCGACCGGCAAGCCGCUGCGCAAAUCAGCCUCCGUCCACUCCCUCAGCCAGGUCAAGGAGAACCCCUCAGAGCCCGCGGAGCCCGUCCCCGCGCUCCCGCAGCGCGCACAGAGCCACUCCAAGCGCGCACACGUCCAGCUCGCUCACGCGCGGUCGAUGCAGCACCUCUCGCGGGGCGCCAGCAUCAGCUCGCGGGGCUCUUUGGGCUCGUUGCGCGAGCAGCGCAGCUCGGUGGACAUGUUCCGUCCGGCGACAGCGAGUGCAGAGCCCGCGCCGUUCGCAGCGGAGCUGGCGCAGCUCAGCGCCGUGGCGGAGGAGUUCAGCGGCGUUGCGCGCAGCGCAGAAGAAGAGGCGGAUCUCGAGUGCAUGCGCGCGCGCGGGCUGGCGCGGUUCUGCGCCGAAGAGUAUGUAGCUGAGAUUGAGCCGUUGUUCAGGAAGCUUGUUGCGCCGCGGAUGGCGUGGAUUUAGACUCUGCAUUGUGGGAUGGGCUGGGGUGCUUCCUGUGUAUACUUUUGCUUGGCUUGGGGAUAUUUACACGCUCUUUGGUAAUCACUAUUCUCCCUCUCCCUCAAGAUUUGUUUCUUUGGUCGCUCAGACGGG